AUGGCUGGAGGACAAGAGAAAUGGUAUUUUACAAAAGAGCAACUACAGAAUUCACCAAGCAGAAAAUGCGGUUUAGAUGCAGAUAAAGAGCUUGCCUACCGACAGCAGGCAGCAAACCUUAUCCAGGAUAUGGGCCAACGGCUUCAAGUUUCACAACUAUGUAUCAACACGGCAAUUGUGUAUAUGCAUCGGUUUUAUGCCUUCCACUCCUUCACACAGUUUCACAGAAACGCUAUCGCCGCGGCGGCACUCUUCCUCGCGGCAAAGGUGGAGGAACAACCACGAAAAUUAGAAUAUGUAAUAAAGGUAGCACAUGUCUGCCUCCACAGGGGUGAGGGAGUGAAUGCUCUUACUUCUGAACAGUAUCAAGAACAGGCGCAGGACCUGGUAUUCAACGAGAACGUACUCCUUCAGACGUUAGGUUUCGAUGUCGCGAUCGACCACCCGCACACGCACGUUGUACGCACGUGUCACCUUGUCAAAGCGCCCAAGGAUCUGGCGCAGACUUCCUAUUUCAUGGCGUCAAAUAGUCUCCAUUUGACUACAAUGUGCCUGCAGUAUAGGCCAACGGUUGUCGCUUGCUUCUGUAUACAUUUGGCGUCCAAAUGGAGCAACUGGUCGAUCCCACAAUCACACGAAGGUCGGCACUGGUUUUCCUACGUGGACCGUAGUGUGACUUCGGAGCUGUUAGAGCGGCUCACUGCAGAGUUCCUUCACAUCUUCGACAAGUGCCCGUCGCGCCUGAAGAGGAAAAUGAUGACCAUGUCUAAUAACAGCGGAAGUUCACCUCAUUCGAACGCCGCGCAUCCUUCUUCUGCUCAAGGGGUGCCUAGUUCACCAUUUGACAAGAAACAUCCGCCACCCAACAGCGACGAAUUCGACAAAUCAUUUGAUAAAGAAUACGAGCGGGAAAGACGUCGUCAACCUGGUGUGGGCGGUUAUGUGCCAGCAACAACAACUCCUGCUCCUAACCCUCCACCACCUCAGAAAAUAGAUUAUAAUUUAUACAGAGAAAACAGAGAGAAAAGGGAAAGAGAAGAAAGAGAGCGUAGGCAAGCAGCUUUGCAACAAGCGAGGCCCAGCUCCUCUCAACAGCCUAGACCUGGCAGUUCCCAGCCACCACCUCAUCAUCAAAGGCCCUCUUCUAGCCAACAUCACCAUAAACCCCACCACGCGUGGCCCCAUCAUAAACCUCCCCACCACAAGCCGCCACACGACCAUAGACAUCAUAGACCCCCACAAGUUCCUCCUACAACAACGUCAACUUCGACGCCGGCAGUACCUCAUCCUCCUCAAACGCAAUCUCAACCUCAGCCAGAACCUGUUCCGCAAAGAACUCGUCCACCAUCUUUGUUUUCGCCUGAAAAUGCCACAACACCCACCGCAGCGGCAGCCGCAGCGCCAAGAAGGCCUCAGCCUCCCCAGAACCGAGAACAGAGACCUCCCAGACCUGAACCACGUCCGCUGCCUACAGUUCCUCCAACCGUGGCUGCUCCCACUGUUCAAGUACCUCAAACAGUUCACACUCAACCAAUUUCUCAAGAACAAAGACCUCCUAGCCCGCAUAAGAAACGACCAGAUCCAACAGCCGCGAUACGGGAGAUGCAACCGCCGGCCAUUUUGUCACCUUUCUCAUCCCCGCCUGCUGUCAAAGAGCCGCCGCCGAAACAGCCAAGGCAGCGGGCAUCAUCCAACUCCUCCGAACCGGAAUUAAUACCGGUCGUUAAAAAGCUGGACGAGACCCCCGGGUACGAAAACGUGAUACGGGACUCUCAGCGUGGCAACACAAUCAGAUCGAGGCCGCCUGAACAGAGGAAACCUGAACCGCCCACUAGAAGUCUCAAUGGUAUAGAGACAGAUCCUACUUUAGUGUCGAAUUUACUCAAAGAGAGUCUAGCGAAGCCUGCUCCUAUAACGGUUCCAACGGAACCUAAAUCACCCAUCGAAGUAAAGCGUGAACCUGUGGUUGAACCACCGGCGCCAGCUCCCCCACCAGUACAGCCCGAACCCCUCCCUGUUCCCACACAACCACAAACCCAAGAAGAGACCUCCGAACACAAACACAAAAAGGAGAAAAAGAAAAAAGAGAAACAUAAACACAAGGACCGAGACAAGUCAAAAGAAGAGAGGAAGAAACACAAAAAGGACAAGGACAAAGAGAAAAAGAAGGAGGCAAGUCCUCAACCUCCUCCAACGGAGCCGAUAGCGGAUGGUGCUUUAAGAAUAACAAUACCAAGAGAGAAAUUCUCUACUAGUCCAGGACUCAAGAUAAAGAUCCCGAAGGAACGGCUGGCUGUCCCUCUCCCGCCCCCCCAACCUUCAGGUCUCAAGAUCAAGAUCUCAAAAGAAGUUCUCGAGACUUCGAGAAAGCGAACUGGAGCUUCCGAACCCGGUCCGCCGCCGAAGAUGUCGCGUCAGAAUGGAGCUCCGCACCCUAAGGUCAUCGAGCCAACACUGGGGAACGGGCACGCGGGCAAGUGA
Parnassius apollo (apollo) is the source of this 2481-nucleotide messenger RNA. NCBI's taxonomy places the organism in Eukaryota, Metazoa, Arthropoda, Insecta, Lepidoptera, Papilionidae. The record is from the annotation of a GenBank genome assembly.